AUGGAAAUACAGCUCGCGGCGGCAGCAGUGCGCGCGCUCGAGGCGGCGCUCAAGCGGAAGCUUGAGGGGGAGGCGGUCGGGGACUUCAACGUCGACGCUGCGGCGGAAGCUUCCGCGCUCCUGAAGCGCGCGCGCGGCAGCUCCGAGGGAGGCGCGGCCACGCAGAGCGGUAGACCGGAGGCUGGCGCAGCAGGACGGACCGACGGUUUUGCCGAUCGCGGGGAUGCUAAUAACGCGGACGCUCAUCGCUCAGAGAGUUCCAAGAGACCAUCUGUUGGCGGCAGCCGGCCGGCCGCGCGAGGCGGCGCCGAUGACGUCAUGCCGACGCGAUCUGAGCUGGAGGCGAUUUGGCAGCUAGUGCACUCGGGGUACUUUGCGGGCGGCGGGGAGGGGGAGCUGCGCGAGGGGCAGGGCGCGCACGAAGCGGCGGAUUUAGCGGGCGCUUCGGGAAGCAGAGGAGACGGGGCGUUGUCACGUGCCGUGGGAACGUCUGAGGUUGCAGCGCGAGAAGGAAGGGCGAUCCGGAAGGCGUGGGAGGAGUCUCUCUCCGCGCAAGGCGGGGCGGGCGGAGGCGCUGGGGAGCGGGGCGGAAGGGGGGAUGACUUUGCGGGCGGCGGGGGCCAGCAGUCGUCGAAGAAAGGGCAGAACCUGGGCCCCCAGGCCAUGGCCGCGCGGAUGCGGUGGGAGCGGGUGAACGCGCGCAUGAGGGUGCUGCAGGGGCUGGUGCCGGGGGCGGCCACGAUGACAACAGAGAGCUUCCUGCUCCUCGCUCUCAUCCCCCCCAACCUCCCCACUCCCCUGCGCUCACCCCCCCCAACCUCCUCAGAUGCGGCGGGAGCGAGUCAAUGCGCGCAUGAGGGUGCUGCAGGGGCUGGUGCCGGGGGCGGCCACGAUGACAACCGAGAGCUUCCUGCUGGAGGCGGUUCACUAUGUGCGCUUCCUGCUGCAGCAGGUCAUGCAAGGCUGUGUGGCAUCGAGUCGACUCCCCUUCCUGCUGGAGGCAGUUCACUACGUGCGCUUCCUGCUGCAGCAGGUCAUGGUGCGUUCACUGCUGCUGUGUUCCACUUCCACCCGCCCCCUCCCGUCGACUCUCCUUCCUGCUGCAGCAAGUCAUGGUGCGUUCACUGCUGCUCCGCUCCCUCCCGGUGUGUCCCCUGCUGCUCUUCUCUCCUCUCCCCCCCCACACGGGUGCGUGUUGCUCUGCCCCCCACUCCCCCCUGGUGCGUUCCCUGCUGCUCCCUCCUUCCUUUCCUGCCGCCCUUUCUCUUCUGCGCUCCUCCACACCCCCCUUUCUCCUUAUCCCCCUUUUCCCCUCCCCCUUCUCUCCUUAUCCCCCCACUCCUCGCCCCACCCCUCUCCCCUGCUGCUCGCCCUCCGCCUUUGCAGGAGCUAUCAGAGCUUUAUACCCCUCAGAACCGCAACAGGGAGGAGGGGGAGGGGGAGAGUGGCGAGGGGCAGAGCCGAGCGGGGGAGGGGGCUGGGUGCAGUGUUGAAGGGGGCGCUGGAGGGAAGGGUGACGUGGACAGCGAGUUGAGGCGGGAAGGGCUGCGAUUGGUGCGCGUGGAUCGGCUGUUGCCGAUAGUGGGGGUGGGUGGGCUGCUGGAUUGUAUUCUGGGCAGCUCGGCGCGCUCUGCUGAAGCAAAGGCACUGGUCCACGUGUCGCACAUCAACAGGCUCAGGGUGUCGCACGCGAUCAGUCGGUCGCAGAGCCAGUCUCGUCGCACAUCGCUCACUGUCAGGGCCGCAGGUGAAUCUGCAGACACGCCAGCCACUGAUUCCGCUGCCGCAGCUGCAGCUUCGGCAGGGAGCAAGCCCACACCUGAGGCCGCCACGUCAGAGUCGUCAUCAGCCUCGGGAGUGCCGGUUCUGACCAUAGUGGCCGGCGUUUUUGUCUUUGCCCUCGUGAUCUUCGCGCUUUUCUCGCUCGCCAGUGCUAUUCUGGGCAUUUUCUUGCGCUGA
This is a messenger RNA of Closterium sp. NIES-65, 1959 nucleotides long. The record is from the annotation of a GenBank genome assembly. Lineage: Eukaryota; Viridiplantae; Streptophyta; Zygnematophyceae; Desmidiales; Closteriaceae.